This is a messenger RNA of Tricharina praecox, 1779 nucleotides long. RefSeq names its product glycosyl hydrolase family 61-domain-containing protein. The transcript is spliced from 4 exons. The record is from RefSeq and is a predicted model, not a curated record. NCBI's taxonomy places the organism in Eukaryota, Fungi, Ascomycota, Pezizomycetes, Pezizales, Pyronemataceae. Bases 253 to 1719 code for a protein of 488 amino acids.
ACACAUUAACGCCCACAUUUCCACUCGCUUUUCCUCACCAAGCUGGCCUAUCACCACAUUCCUUUACAUCGUCUUCAAGCUCCCGUGCUUCAUUCGCCACCCAGUUCUCUGUGUGUAACUCUUGAAGAGUUUCCACGUCCAAUCCUUUACUGUUGCACUUGAGCCUCGAUCGACGAACAUCACGAACAGCCCCCAACUUUACAUCCUCGUUCAAAUUUCAAAACCGACAUCCACAGUAGCCGGAUAAAAACAAUGAAGUACUUAUUCGCUCUCUCCGCUUUGGCGGGCUUGGCUUCGGCCCACAGUAUGGUCUCGCAUUUCCAUGUCAACGGAGUCGCCGAUUCGUCGUGUGUCCGUCAGGCAUCCAGUACAAACCCUAUCACCGAUCUGUCGAGUGAUGCUAUGGCUUGCAAUAUUGUUUCGAGCAAGGCAACCAACAAGUGCACAGUUCAAGCCGGCGAUAUCGUUGGGUUCGAAUGGCGUGUCGAUCCGCAAAUUCCUGCCGCCGACUAUCCUCUCAACGAUGAAGGCGAAAGGGUCGGUGUCACCGACACGAGCCAUAUGGGCCCAUGUGCGGUGUAUGCCAAGAAGGUCUCAGAUUCUACCUCUGCGACGGCUCCAGGCGAUGGUUGGUUCAAAAUCAUGGAGGAUGGACUCGACUCGAACGGUGUGUUCUGCACCACCAGACUAAGAGAGGCCAAUGCUCUGCAAGAGGUCACCAUUCCCAGCUCCAUCGAAGCCGGAGACUACAUCCUCCGCGCCGAGUUCCUGACCCUCAACGAUGCCGGCGCCAAGAGCAUUGGUGGCCAGGCGUCGCCCCAGUUCUACCCGGGUUGUGCCCAGGUCACCAUCACCGGAACCACCGGAACUGCGAAGCCAGAAACCGUCAGCAUUCCAGGCUACGUCAACAUCGACACCCCAGGCUUGAUCUUCGACGUGUGGAACAGCGAGACGUUCAAGAACUACCCGAUGCCUGGCCCCGCGCUCUUCGUCGACGGCACCUCUCCCGUGAGCCAGCCCAUCGUACCUACGAGCCAGCUCGCUGUGCCCACGAGCCGGACAAAGACCUACUCGACCACUUACUUCCCCACCUUCACUCACUUCGCAUCCGUGACCCCACUCCCACUCCCGGUGCUGGUGACAAAGACGUACUCUACCACGUACUUCCCGGUGUACACCAGCUUCGCCAGCGGCGCCCAAAACCCCAACAAGGACCCCACGGCCGGCGAACCCUACCCGACCACCUACUUCUCCGUCUACACCAGCUUCGCCAACGGCGCGCAGAACCCCAACGUCGACCCCACGACCAGCGAGUACCUGCCCCUGCCCAGCAGCACCGAGUACCCGGCCAGCAGCAUCGCCGAGCCCACCACGGAGGUAGCUCCCGUUGCUCCCGUUGCUCCUGUUGCCACUCCUCCUGUUGCCACUACCCCAGCUGCAUACCCCACCGACGUUGCUCCUGUCGCCUCUACUCCGGUAGUGUACACAUUCGUGACCGCCACGCGAACGACGAAGGGGAGCACGAUUACGCGCACAGCCACCGCCAGCGUGAGGCCCUCGAAGUCGGCGUACUGCGGCAAGUGGUGCCGCUACCAGCAGGCAAAGAAGGAUAAGGCCGGGAAGAUCAAGAGUAAGAGCAAGAGCCCCAAGUACUAUAGCAAGGCUAUCAAGGCUAGCAGAUCCAGCCAGUCCGGCAAGGGGAAGAAGGGGAGGUAUUAAGUGGUUACCACUGGAUCGCAGCUCUAGUUUUUUGUUUUUUUUAGGGAGGGGGGGAGGGGA